Molecule: messenger RNA, 1057 nt
Organism: Mycena citricolor
Lineage: Eukaryota; Fungi; Basidiomycota; Agaricomycetes; Agaricales; Mycenaceae
Source: the annotation of a GenBank genome assembly
AUGGUAAGCACCAUACAUUAGGAUGGGAUUUCCAUGGUAAGAGCCAUAACAUUUAGCUAAAUCCUAGUGCUACGGGUGUGGCUCAGAUGAGCGCUGAGCCUGUGGGUUGGCAUCCGCGGCGUCGGGUGGGCGCCGCCGGCGCGGCCCGCACGGGGCACCCUUCGCGUGUGGCUCACAGCCGCCCAGCUGCUUGCGUUUGCCGGGUACCUCAUUGUGCACGACGCGGCGAAUCUGUAUAUUCAGGCCCACCCGCGGCUGUUUCGAGCCGCCUCCGCCCGCGCCCGCGCGCUUGGAAGAAGAGAGCUGGCUGACGCGCGCGGCGAUCGCGCUGACAUUCGGGGCUGGGGUCCGGUCCGCGUGGUCGAUGGGCUGGAUACUGGUCAGCAUCGUCUCGGUGAACAUGCGGGUUUCUGGACCAGAAGAAUGGCCGCCGAUGUUUGCUGGCCCCGCGGAAGCCUGCUCUAUCCGUCGAUUCUGGGGAUGUGCGUGGCAUCAGAGCUUUCGCCGCUCCGUGUCUUCGCAUGGCAAAGCCGGGUCCGCGGCUCUAGGCCUGAACCAGGGAACUUGGGCAUCUUCUUACACAGAGCUGUACAUCGCCUUCUUCGUCUCCGGGCUCGUGCACUACGCCGCCGACGUGCAGGCCCUCAAUGCAUGGCACGGCGGCUCGAUGUACUUCUUCCUCGCCUAAGCGGCAGCCAUUACACUCGAGGAUCUCGUCGAAGCUCUCGGAAGAAAGGCUGGCGUCAAGGGCGGCCGCGUUCUGGGUCGGAUAUGUCAGGGUCACAAGCUGGUUUGCGUUGAGCCUUCCGUGCUGGGUCGGUCCGAUGGCCUGUGGCGGUCUGUUCGAGGGUCCGAGAAUGCGAUUCAGUUUCAUCCUCGGUCUCUUACGAGGACGGUGGUGGCUCCCGUCUGUCUAGUGUCGGUCGCGAAGGAUGACAUGCAUCUUGGGUUCUUGCACUUUUACAUCAUUUCGGGCCUUCGACUCGUACGAGAGGACGCAUUGCACUAUAGGACGUUGGCCUCUCUCCACAACACGCAGAGCUUCGCGGUGACCAGU